Molecule: messenger RNA, 7481 nt
Organism: Toxoplasma gondii ME49
Lineage: Eukaryota; Apicomplexa; Conoidasida; Eucoccidiorida; Sarcocystidae
Product: zinc finger (CCCH type) motif-containing protein
Exons: 3
Coding region: 884-5137 (1417 amino acids)
Molecular function (GO): metal ion binding; mRNA binding
Source: RefSeq, a predicted model, not a curated record
GUUGGCGCUGACCAUUGAACAUUCGUAGAGGUCUCAGGGUGACAGGUGAAGUGUGGGCUUUACAGUGCUAUGAUAUUCGCAGCGUAACAUUUCGUUGUUGCAAAAAGGUCUGGCCCUUUCCAAGGUGCCCCGUGCCUCAUAGUUGUCCGGUUCCGCAGCGAUACUGGACUUGUUUGUGGCCUUGCCUGGCAGGGUAUUUUUUUCGGAAGGCUGAGAAGGGGGCCAGGCCCGUUGGCGGAUGCAGUACUGCAAGAAAUGCGAGCGACUCUUUGAAUCAUAUCUGCUGUUGCAGAUUCCCCUAUAGUUUGAGGCUACGAUCUAGUGCAGGACACUGGCCUAGACCGUCUGCAAGGAGACGACGUUGACAAAGGGGUACCUGUUUUUCUUCGCCGCUAUCGUCCGCGGGGGGAAGACGGUAAUGAACGAAUAAAAUUUGUCCGCCAUUUUCACUUUACUUCGUUUCUUCGCAGCAGUGUCCACACAACGAAUUCGUUCGUCACAGUGAGUUUGGUUACGAGCAGUUGUCUGAAACCGAAGAGCGUAAGGGGUUGUGUGGUCGGUUGUCGAUAUGCGAAGCUGGCGACGUGUUUGUGCGAAUUACGCUGCUAUGCCUCAUGCCACAACAAGCACACCCUGAAUUCCUCUAGUAUGGAGGCUACCAACGGAUCUGACCAGCCAAGCGGGAGGGCUCUCAUCUUCGUGACAUUGUAUGUUUUCCCUUGUAUCACUAUUGGAGAGCACUGGGCGAGUUGCUCAGGUGUCCCUGUCGUCGUCUGCGUCAACACGUGUAUCGCCUCGUUGGAGAUGACUUCGCACAUUUAGACAAACUAGCAUCACGUCGGCCUUGCUUUACCCGCGGCAGUUCCGGUUUGAUCAGUCAGCGAUGGCUCGGAAAGGCAGGCGUAGGAAGAGAAGCCGCGUAGAAAGGAAGGAUCGUGGGUUUAUGGCGUCGUGCAGCGAACCACUCGACCAGUGCGGUUGGGGAACCGUUGGGGGAGUCGCUGAAAGAAGCGGAUCGGCCAGUAGCACCCAAGAACUUGGGGAGGAAGCGCUUGAGGCCGCAGGGCGGUUGACCGGGGCUGUGAGCACGAUAGCGACACGAGUGCACUCUAUGGAGCAAGCUUGUGAUAGAGUGUCAGGAUCGCAAGAGGAUUCACGGAGGCGCGGGCGAAGACGCCGGGUGAAACAUGGUGAGAAAACGUCUGCGGCGAAGUCUGUUUCUAUCCCAGAUGGCGAGGAUUUGGAGUUGACACAGGCUAACUUCUCUGACUCUGGCCAAAGGAAGGAGGCUGGGGGGCUCGGUCAGUGUAGAGAAGCACUCUCGAAAGGCACCAGCGAAACAUUUCCGCCCGCAAAAGGAGCGCAGGAGCAAAGUUUGAGCGGCCGCAUAACACCGCCGCCCGCUACUCCCGACAAUGUCCUGGUGCCAGCGUCGUUGGGAGGGACCCCGAUCUCCACGUUUUUUUUUAAGACUAAAAUGUGCAGGUUUUUGCGCCAAGGCCGCUGCAAGCAUGGAGCGUCUUGCCAGUUUGCACACAGUCCGGAGGAGUUGCGCACGCCUCCUAACCUCACGAAGACUCGCCUCUGUCGGGCUUUCCGAGAAGGACGGUGUGACCGCGGAGAGAACUGCGCUUUCGCACACGGUCUUGUCGACUUGAGGGGAACGGGCGAGAUAUAUAAGACACAGAUUUGCAUCUUCUGGCCUGCUGGUCACGGCAACAGAGUGAGCGAUGGAUGCCGGCACGCGGUUGGCGUCGCCGACCUCGCUUCUUGGGGUGGAGAGCGCGUUGUUGCAGAUAAUGACACAUGUGGUCCGUCUUUAACAUCUACGAGGCCGUCAGCAUCUGCAUCUGCCAGUCAGCAGUCUUGCGGCCGCGGGGGCGAUGAACAAAGGAGCUCACCAGCGGUGGUGUGCCGAUCCCCACUGCACACCGCGGGAUCGCCGACCUGCCAGUUAUUCGGCUCGCUUGCCACGAUGGACAUUAACGGAUGUCCGAAAGGGACAUGUUCUGGCCCGACACCUUACGGCAGCCCACCGUCACCUGCACCAGCGUCGCCAUCGGCGUGCUCUUCGUUUGCCGCAUCAGUCAUGUCAUUUUCUCAACCAAUAUACGCACCUCCGGCGCCUUUUCCUUUGUCUCGCCCGGCACCGCGGACAACCGGCGCGUGCAUGCGGGAGCAGGCAAUACCAGUUACAUGUUCUCACAUCUGCCGCACGUCAGAAUUCUCUACCCAUGAUUGCGCAACGCCGACUUCCUCGCAGCCGUCACCUACUGAAGAUGGAGGCGGGCACGAUUCCCAUGACAUUCCGCGGCGAAUGAAACCUCUCUUUGGGGUGAUGGAACAAAAUGAAGACAUCGCUGUGAAGCGUCCCUCGGAAAUCUGUUCAAGGCCCAGAUUCUCUAGUUUCCCUGAAGGUCAUCUAUCAUCGGAAAAAACAAGAGUUUCUCUGAAAAUUGCGAAAAGCAUGAAAGCUCAGUUCAGGUCGUAUGUGUGUGAUGUGAGUCCAUCGGUUCUUUCACCGUCGUCUUCGUGCUCGGCUGGAAUUCCGGAGAUGGACUUUCCUGCUGGUGUUGGUGCAAAGAAGUCGUUCGGCAUCUGCAGAAGUGCACCUGAAGGCACACAGAGCCCUCAAAGUGGUAGACUACCAUCAUCUGUGCAUACUCUUCGAGAGAGUCGAAGUCGAGGAGCGGACACAAGUGAACACAGUGGAGGCUGCGAGGACAUCUCAGACCACUCAGGGGUCGUCGCAGUGACGUCAGCCGCACGUGGAGAGCGCGCUGGGGUCGAGUGUCACGCUUCACGGCACAACACGCAAGGCAGGCCAGUUAUCGAAGCAGCGCGUUCUAUGCUCGUAGUUAGCUUCCUAGGGUCCGGCAGAUCAGGACGCUCCCGUGACACAACUGGAACUUGGAAGCGUGCUCCUCCAAUUCCUCCGCCGCCGCCUCUUUCUUUUUCCUCCCUGCCUUCACAUCCGUUCCGUUGUGGGGAUGGCCGGGGGUUACCAGAGGAGAGGACUUCGCGUCAGACUUCCGGUUGUAUCGACUCGUCUACGGCUUUCAAACCAGCGACAUGCUCAGUGCCGCUGCUUGUCAGCCCUUGGGGAGAUGCCAGUGAUCGGAACGCCGAUGCGAGGAACGUCAACGCCCCAGUACCUACAGCAGAGGUUGAAAUACGGCGAAGUCAAGGGUCAUCGCCAACGCGGAUCAGGCAACACUGGCAUUCAGUCGAUGAGCAGCCGCCAAGAGAGGCUAUGCAACCUAAAGGUGGCCCUUUGACUACUCCAAAACAACCAAAUCCAGUUUCCUCAUCCGGUGCUUAUCUACUACCGGGGCGUCUCACUGCUGCCUUGACAAACGCGCAAACGCGAGGGCGACCUGGCUGUGCAAUACGUGGCACGGUGUUCUGUAGGACACAAACGCUAGACGAUAAAGGAGGAGUUUCCCCAGCAAUGACUCCGGCAGGUGUUUGCUUAGGGGGAGCAAAUAUAAGAUCUUGGUCUCAAGAUGAUGAAAAACACUGCCGGAGUGUCCCAGACAUGCAUGCCAAUCGAGGCGAAAAAGCGUUGAAUCAGCCGAUACUCCCUGUUGUAGAUGCCACGGUCCAGGGGAUUUCUACCGUGGCGCAAUCCCAGCGACGGAGAGGAAAGUGGGAUUGGGGCCGAGAGACAGUCUCCACUCCUGCUGGCACUUCAGAGGACAGGGGCACGAAUGUGCAGAAAAAUGUGACUGGUAACGCAGGACACGUGCAACAAAAUGCGGAUAAAGGGCUACGUGAAAGGAGAUCAGCAGGCACACGGCCUUUGGCUGCCUCAGCAGGACAAGCAGAAUUACCAGUCGGUGAAACCGGAUUCACAGCUGCUGUUGGUCAACCAGACCCCGCCGGCAUCAGAGCGAUGUUGGACGUGGCCCCCCCCCUCUCGUCCGGGGGUUUGUUUGGAUCACUUGCACCACAUGCAUCCUCACAAGGGAGCUGUGUAACAGUUGUCUCGCCGCCGUUUGCUCCGGCGUAUUGCCACGGCGCAACGAGUCUCGACUGCUCUGCAGGUGGAUUGCAAGGACAUAGCUGGCCUGUGUCGCCCAUAUGUACUGAACUGGGGCUGAACGAGGGUCUUCCGCACGAGGACGCGUCGCUACUUGCUGCAGCCGCAAGGCAUGUUGUACAAGAUUUCGCGAUUUAUCCCCAGAGAAAGGAGCAAGAGACUUUCGGACCUGGGCCACUACCACCGGUCAUUUUUGUAAGCGCCUCAGUUCCAGAACUAUUGCCGUCACAGGUUCAGUUCCAUCCAGCUGGUCCAUCCAUGCUUCUGUGUUCCCCUUUCUCAAUAACAGGCCCGGUUGCAGAACCGGCAGGGCCGUACUUCUUUCUUCCAUCAGCGGGGCAUUCUUGUCGUCUCGACGGAGGACAAGAGGCGACUCUUGGAUUCGGACAAGGAGUGCCUGCUUCCGGGAUUCUAAUGCCAUCGGAACUCCGAGGAUCAUGGCCAGUUUGGGGACAAGGUGGGUUACGCCACGUUGGGCAUGUUCACAGUUGGGCGCAUGAAGUUCAGGUGCAAGAUUGCGUUCCAGUUGGCGUCGCCGAAAGAGCUCCAGAAGGAAAUGUUAACAAACCGGCCGACCGCACCCCGAGGUCUCCCAGAAUUGCGGUGGUGGAGAGUGUAGUGGAUGGUCCUAUUGUGGAAGAGAGCUGCGAUACUGGCUGUUGUGAAGCCAUUGAUGAAACGAGUGAAAAGUCGCGGAGACAGCCCCAAGAAGAGCCAGAGGGUAGUGCGGAGCAAGACGAACCCUUCCGGUUGCCUCCGGUUUCGCGCAUGAACUCGGCUCCGCCAACGUUCCCUACCCUUUCUCGUGAGAAGGAGAAAGAUGCUCAAAUUCCGAGAAGCGAGGAGCGUCAAGCUUCUAGCGAUUACUCAGGAUGUGAAUCUGAGGGGGCGAACAGCCGUCUCGACUGGUGCACGGGACCUGGAAAUACCGGUCGCAUGGGGCGUCCAUCGCGAUGCAGAAGUGUCGACCAAUCACGUUGUGGUCUACAGACAUUUUUCGAUGGCCCAUCGAAUAACAGCUUGCAGGAAAUUGCAUGUUCCACGCUUGAACAAGUGAAGUUGCAUACUCCCGCGCCCGAGCUACGGCAAGGAUGAAGCAAAUCGAAAAGGGGCCCAUAGUUUCCGAGUCCGACGAUGAUCACGUGCUGCAACCUCGACCCUGCGGUUCGGAUCCCGAUGACGGGAAAGCGCCCCACGGGACCCGCGGAUGUGAACAGAGGGUUUUGUCCCAGUCACUUGUGGCCACAAACCGGAUGGUUCUUCGUUGUGGGCCGUUGGGAAAAUAACAAACUGUCGCACCGUUUUGGCACGGGGAGGCUGCAGCAACAGCCGAGCAUAUCCCGACUUGGUACAAGUGCCCGGGCGUUCGCGGGGUGCGAGACGGUAACAGCGGAUCUGCUGAACGACAAGCGGGGGAGCCGGCUCAGGAAGCCCGCAGGCACCAGUGCUAGUGCAGUGUGAUUGUAGCCUCACAUGCAGCUGUCAUCGGUUCCAAGUUACUCAUCGGCAGUUGCUGUGACGUCGCGCUUGUGAGAUGUUGUCCAGUAACCGAGUCUGCGUUUCUGCAGUCGGGCAAACGGGAUGAGAGGGAGGGUGAUGAGGACGAAGUUGCGGUAAACGGAGACGUGAAGAGAACAAAGACUGACUGCGGCGCCUUGUCGCAGACUAGACGCCUCAAGGUCAGCUGAAGGAGAUGUUGAUAACGUGAAGUACACACCGAUGACGUCCUGACGCUAGUUCUCAACACGUGGUCCUCGUCAGACACUUCGGCCACAAGGUGAGAGAUGCAUGAAACUGAGCGGCGUCUCUGUCGCAAGCGAGGUAGUGAUGGAGGGCCCCUGGCAGGGGCCCCUGCUUGCCGGGAGUUGACGAUGGAAAGUUUAAGUGGGCAGCUGACUACAGCAUGGUGCCAAUCAACGUCCUUAACACUGUCAUCGUUAGCAGGUUGUCUUACCCGCAACCGGCGCACCAAGUGACUGUAUCAAUCAGCUGAACUCCUUUGGCGCGCGUGUUUGUCAAGUUUUCUUGGGUCUGAUGUGAUUAACUGGAGAGAUUCGAGGUGUGUCAGGUGUCGGAACGGCAGAACACUUCGAGAGUUGGACUGUGAGAAUUUGGACGGUGAUUGAGGGAGAGACAGAGGAACACCAAAACGAUUUACUGGUUGCGUCAUACGCUUUGCAAAAGCGAAACUCAAACAAGUAUCGAAUGCAGACAGUGUUAGAUGGAGUCAGAUCAGAAGGCGACGCGACGAUUCUCAAGAACACCGUCGUCGAUCAACUGGGGAACUCGAUGCUGCUCUGACGGCGACGUGAGUGUAAAAUGAACGAUCAUGUUGAGUGCUUCCAUCACGCCGGCACUUCGUGAAAAAAACUCGUAGUGUGGGAUUGUAAUUCGUAGCUCGAUUGUUGAGAUUGGAGCGGCAUUUGGCGACUGCAUCGAAUUGCAACGUAGAAGGUAUAUUUUGAGACGGGCUGAUAUACGUUUGCACAUUCGUUUACGUCGGGGCAUUUUUUCCUACUCUGCUUCAACAGCAUCUAAAGGGUGAGGAACUAGACGGCGAAUAAAACAGUUCACUACCCGUUUAGUUGCUGGAUACGCUGUCAGCGUUUUCGGUUUUUCUAAAGCAUUUUCUUGUAAAACGCUUGGGCACCGAAUGCGAGCCGAUCAGUGGAUGUGUACAAUCGAAACCGGUGUACGGCUGCGAGUGAACGUAGGGGAUGCACAUUCGAAGGAUUUGAGGUGGGCCAGCGUUAAACGUUUAUUCAGCGGAAAGAGAAUCAGACAAUUGUAUUCGUGUCGUCAUCCCGCUUAGUCAUGUAUCUUAUCGGUGGCGAUUGCAUGCGCACGCAGGAAAGUGCAGAUCAAUUUUCGUCGCGUCGCGUGCGUCGUCAAAUCAUUUGUACGUGAAAAUGUAAACUGUUGUUCGCGAUAUAGUUGUUGAGAGAGCUGUGCUUACAUGGGGUCGAACGUAGCAUGACGAAGCGGUGCGGGUUCUGGUUUGCUACUUCCAGAGGAUUGUUUGUUCCUCUUUGUGUCCGCGAAGGGUUGUUAUGCGUGGACGAUGAAGCACGCUUAUGUAGCCGGUGUUGCACAGGAUGUUGUCGUGAAGUGGCCCCGGGCACGUUUUGUUUUAUGGCAUGCGGACGAGGACUCCAUGGACCCUACUGACUACGUUCAGUAGCUUGCAUGAAGCGUCACUGCUGAUGGACUCUUCGCAAAGGAUUUUUGGUUAAGUUUUUGGGCAGUCACCGGUGUAAUCUCUGGCACACUGAGUUCUCCCCAAGCCAUUAGAAAUGACAUUCGAUAUUGUGUGUGCAGCGUCCAUUUCUGCGUCACCAAAUGAGGUGUGUAGUUGUCUCGACUAUUCAAGCUGAGAUGAUCGGACUAACAGACCGCAUGCGCUGUGUGUCGAAAAGCGAUAUAAUCAUGCUCGUCGUGC